GCUAAGUACUAAUAUUCCCCAUACAGCGCCUCUAUUUUUCCACCGAGAAAACAAGAAGCAGCAAAAACCAAGAAUGGGUUCAUUGAGUGGUGGAAAUGGGAGUCUAUGGGGUAUGGGAUUUUUCCAUUCUCAAGAAUGGAAUUGUGGUAGAAGAAGAAAAAGAAGAAGCAAUGGUAAAAACAGUAGUAAUAAUGCAUCAAAAUCAUCAGUAGAUGCAAGUGACGGAGCUGGUUAUCGUUUUCCUAUGAAGCAAGCAUUGACUGCUAGCUCUCUUGCACUUACUGGUGACACCAUAGCUCAGUUUCGUGACCGUUGGAUCAAGAACAAAGAUACUAAGGAUAUGAUUGGUGCUCUCCUAUCUGAGCAUGACUGGCUUCGGUCCAUCCGGAUGGCUUCAUAUGGAUUUUUGUUAUAUGGUCCUGGUACUUACGCAUGGUACUCGUAUCUUGACAGAUGUAUGCCCAAGCAAAGCGUGGAGAAUGUAUUGAUGAAGGUUUUAUUAAACCAAAUUGUGCUAGGUCCGGCUGUCAUAGCUGUUAUCUUUGCAUGGAAUAAUUUAUGGCUGGGGAAACUUUCAGAGCUUCCAAACAAGUAUCAGAAAGAUGCCCUUCCAACUUUAUUGUUCGGAUUUAGGUUCUGGAUCCCUGUCAGUGUUUUGAACUUUUGGGUGAUUCCUCUUCAAGCUCGUGUAGCGUUCAUGUCUAUGGCGUCUAUAUUCUGGAAUUUCUGCUUGUCAGCAACUAUGAGCAAGUAACUGUUGCCGAAAGGAUUGGCCAGGGGAGAGCAGGAUGCACAAUUGAUGAUGACCGUCUGUCAAGACAGCGAACAUGAUGUCUGGAGGCUACGGUUGAGACCAUUCUGAUUUUCCAAAGGUGGCUCGCACUAGCGUUUGACAGCGGCUCAGCUGGCACCUCGUUACCACAUAUGGCCAUUCCUAUAAGUUCUCCAGGAAUAGAGUUUUCUUCAGUUUACAACUCUAGUGCUAUUAUGAAACGGAUUUGAUUGGCUUGUUUGUCCAAAUUAUUUCGUUAAUUUUCUUUGUUCGUCUGGUUUUGGCAUUCUUUUUCCGGUUAGUAUUGGCUCGAACCAGAUGAUAUAUAUAUAUAUGCAAAAGGAAGUUUUUGCAGUAUACAAUUUGAAAGCAAGUGCUGCUGCACUUUUAUAUAUGGAAUAAAACCUUACUUUUUAA
Messenger RNA from Capsicum annuum, 1189 nucleotides. RefSeq names its product protein SYM1. The transcript has 6 exons. Lineage: Eukaryota; Viridiplantae; Streptophyta; Magnoliopsida; Solanales; Solanaceae. Gene Ontology annotation, cellular component: cytoplasm; membrane. The record is from RefSeq and is a predicted model, not a curated record. Bases 74 to 754 code for a protein of 226 amino acids.